Molecule: messenger RNA, 1132 nt
Organism: Alosa sapidissima (American shad)
Lineage: Eukaryota; Metazoa; Chordata; Actinopteri; Clupeiformes; Clupeidae
Product: nuclear factor 7, brain-like
Exons: 4
Coding region: 284-997 (237 amino acids)
Molecular function (GO): zinc ion binding
Source: RefSeq, a predicted model, not a curated record
GUCCCUCCCACUGAGGAAGUGAACCUGAGAGACGUCUUGCCGUUCAGUUGCAGUACAGGAUAUGAUAGUUGUUGUCAAGAUAAAAAGGUAUAAAUUAGUGUGGUUUUGUCGCAGGUAUUAGGAAGACUGGAAGCCUCUGUUGGAGAGUUGUAUUGACAUAUCCGGAUUAAUUUCAGUCAGGAUUGUGGUUCAGGCUGUUUCACGUUUUUAGAACAGUGAAAUUGAAAGUAGAUAUUGCAAAACAGGCAACAGUGUAGUAGAACAACCAAAACUAUUAGAGAAAAUGGCCUCCAUGUCGAUCUCAGAAAAGGAUUUAUCUUGUCCUGUGUGCUGUGACAUCUUCAAGGAUCCAGUUCUGCUGAGCUGUAGUCACAGUGUCUGUAAAGGCUGCCUGCAGCAGUUCUGGAGAACGAAAGGGACCAGGGAGUGUCCAGUCUGCAGAACAAGAUCGCUGAACGCUGAGCCCCCCCUGAACCUCCUUCUGAAGAACCUGUGUGAGAACUUCCCAAAGGGGAGAAGUCAGAAAGAACCAUUCUGCAGUCUGCACCGUUCAGAACUCAAGCUCUUCUGUGAAGAUGACAAACAGCUUGUGUGUUUGGUGUGUCGAGACUCUAAAUUGCACAAAAACCACAACUUCAGUCCCAUCAGUGAAGCAGCACUGGAGCGUAAGGAAGAACUGAAAGUCAAACUGAAGCCUUUGCAGAACAAGUUGAAAAAGAUGAAAGAAGCUAAAAGUGAUUCUGAUGACACUGCCCAAAACAUCAGAGUCCAGGCCCAACACACAGAGAAGCAGAUCAAGAACAAGUUUGAGAAGCUUCAUCAGAUUCUACGAGAUGAAGAGGCAGCCAGGAUAACUGCACUGAGGGAGGAAGAGGAGCAGAAGAGUCAGAUGAUGAAGGAGAAGAUGAGCAGAGAGAUCUCAUCUCUUUCAGACACCAUCAGUGCCAUAGAGGAGGGGAUGAGAAGCGAUGAUGUCUCAUUCCUGCAGCUUCUGUGACUCUGGAUCCCAACACUGCACACCCACGUCUCAUUGUUUCUGAGGAUCGCACCAGUGUGGCAUACAGUAAGGAGAGACAGCAGCUUCCUGAUAACCCAGAGAGGUUUGAUCAGUGGGCCAAUGUCUUGGGCUCUG